Lytechinus pictus (painted urchin) is the source of this 513-nucleotide messenger RNA. Its product is annotated as histone-lysine N-methyltransferase, H3 lysine-79 specific-like. Lineage: Eukaryota; Metazoa; Echinodermata; Echinoidea; Temnopleuroida; Toxopneustidae. Bases 1 to 513 code for a protein of 170 amino acids. The record is from RefSeq and is a predicted model, not a curated record. The transcript has a single exon.
AUGUGUUACCGUAAUAUUAAUAUUAAUGAGCAACGUCAGCGGUCGAACGAGAUCUCCAAGCUCAUGAAUAUUAAUGACCUGCCGGAUCGACGCCAAUAUAGUCUCUACCUUAUUUGUACUGUCACAUUUGUAAAAAGAGUAUCAAGGGGUACAAAGUACCAGCAACACAUGCAGGAGCACGAGGCCACCAUGACCCUCAGAUGCACAUAUUGCUCAUAUGAGACAGAGGGGAGGUCGAAGAUGACCAGGCAUUUUGGGAGGAUGCACAAUAGUAGAAAACAAGAGGCGAAGUAUAUAAACUACACUGCAGCAACGACGGGACAUCUGAGGAAGCGUGAAGGAGAGAGAAGGGAUAAGUGGGAGGAAGAAAAGAAGACAGAAAGGGAGAGCAAGGAAAGGAAGGAAGAUAAAGAUGACAGGAAGGAAAGAAAGCGUGAAGGAGAGGACAGGAAGGAAAAGAAGAAAGAGGAGGUAGAGGAGAAGGACAGGAAGAAAGAAACGGAUUAUUUCUGA